UUUUCCCUCUAACAUCAUUAGACUUCUCAACUAUACCACCAUAAACUAUUACCCGCCAAGCUGAUAAUUGGCUCGCCAAGCUGAUGAUUGUGAUAUUGUUUGUCAGAACUGGUCGCUUGGGUAGUUUAGGAGGUUGAUCCUUACGGUCAGGUUUACGGUCAGGUAUAUGUUGUUCUUGUUUCAGCACCGAUGAGAAUGUUCCCAGAUUCCAAUUUUGAUGCUUGGCCCGUGAAUUGUAAGUCCGCAACGGCAGAAUUAAACCCCAGCUUACGCAUGUUGAAGUCUCGGUAUAUUAAUAGUCUUCCUAUUAUUUCAACUUGAAUUCGACUUAAAUUCAACCAUCAUCUUUCGUAUUAUUAAACGUCGCUGUUUUCCUCUUUCCUACCUUUAACAGCCUGUAACUUCUACAACAAUGUCGGGCCAACCAUCAUCACGAGAACUCUAUGCCUUCAACGAAGGCAAGACUUUCGUCUCAAAUAUAGCAGUCCGUACUGACGGCACCCUUCUUUUGAGCACGUUCGAGAACGGUCGUCUAUACUCGCUGGAUCCGCGUGCCGAUACGCCAAAAGUCGAGCUGGUCGCUGAGUUCCCCGGCGCCAAUGCGAUAAGCAGCGUUGUCGCAAAUUCACCUGAUACCUUCACUGUUGUCGGUGGUGAUCACAGGCCAUAUCGGUAUGAAUUAGGAUCAAUGAAGGUGUGGACCGUUUUCUUCCCGGGGCCCGGCCAGCCUGCGGUCGUGAAGACGGUAGCGGAGGUACCUGACACCGAGAUGCUCAACGGCAUAGAUUCUCUCCCCUCUCAACCUCACGUCGUCUUGGGCGCCGACUCGGUCAAGGGCCGAAUCUUUCGCAUCAACACCAUCACCGGCGCUGUAGAUGUUGCAUUUUCUGACCCAGCCCUGGAGCAAGACACAGCAAUUCCGAUAGGUGUUAACGGAAUUAGAGUCUUCGGGCCACACCUUUACUUUGCAAAUUCCGCCAAAGGAUAUUUCGGUCGCGUCCCUAUUGGACCGGACGGUAGCAAAACGGGAGAUAUCGAGAUCAUUGCUCGCUCGCCCGAAACAGUAAGCCAGAGCACUUCUUAUGACGACUUUAGUGUAGCACAACCCGCUGGUGGGAAUCCCACGGCCUACAUCACUGCCCAUACGAACAAGGUUUAUUCCAUCGACCUGGUGACUGGCGAGCAGAAGCUUUUCUUCGGCGGAGGCGACAGCACUGUUCUCAAACGCCCGACGAGCGUUGCUGUGGCCAAUGAUGGCAAGAGUAUUUUCGUUACUACCGCAGGGUUCGAAGUUAUGGGCGGACCCGCUAAGGGACAGGUUGUAGAGAUUCCAAUCUAGCGAACGUUGGAAAUGAUAGGGGACUGAAUUGAAGAUCGUUACCAUCGAUUCUUAGAAUAUCGCUUGUGCGUUUGGUGGUGACGACACACCACCGGGCAUAUUGAUAGGCAUAGAGGUGAAGAAGAAGGACCACCGAUUUAGCCCCUUGCACAUCUCAGAAAGCCUCUCCAGGUCAAAUAACUCACCUAAAUAAAAACAUUAGCUACCUACCUAGUUGAUUUCCUCACAAGUCUGUCUCAAAC
Molecule: messenger RNA, 1581 nt
Organism: Daldinia decipiens
Lineage: Eukaryota; Fungi; Ascomycota; Sordariomycetes; Xylariales; Hypoxylaceae
Exons: 2
Coding region: 413-1339 (308 amino acids)
Source: RefSeq, a predicted model, not a curated record